Lymnaea stagnalis (great pond snail) is the source of this 11524-nucleotide messenger RNA. Lineage: Eukaryota; Metazoa; Mollusca; Gastropoda; Lymnaeidae. The record is from the annotation of a GenBank genome assembly.
CGGAUAUUGUUUUAUGAUUCUACUUUGACCCUCAUCAAUCUGUUGAUUACAACCUUUGGUUUCCAUUGUGUUUUGUGAGCUGGGCACAUCAUCAGAGAGCCACAGUCCACCUUACCCGAGUGAGUUUUCUUUCUUUUGUCCAGCACACUAGCAGAGACCUACAGCACAUUAGAAGAGACCUCCAGCACACUAGCAGAGACCUACAUCACAUUAGAAGAGACCUCCAGCACACUAGCAGAGACCUACAGCACACCUUACCCGAGUAUUUUUCCAUUGGAAUAGUUGACAGUCUGAAAUAAGUUAGUUGCUAUCAGUGUUCCCAUGCAGUGAGACAGGAUACAUAUAUCACAAGCAUGCCUUAGAAUAUUCUAUUAAUCUGAUUAAGCUAAUUUAUGUUAUGUGGGGUUCUGUUCUUGGCGAAUUUAAUGUAUGAUCUCUAUAAAUAUCACGAUACUUGAAAAUCAUUGUAAAGAAAGAAACAUUUUAGAUUAUUUAUUAUUCAAAUACUAUAGAAUAAUUCAUGAAACUAUACUAUUUUAAAACGAGGUACAGUGGUCAACACGGUUAUCAUUAACUUUAAUAGACCAGAAGUACUAGAACCAUAUGAUACAGACUAGAGACCCGUCACGCGAGACAAACAUGAUACAGACGAUAAAUAUGAGAACAAAAUAUUUUAUAGGAGGAAAAUUAAAAACUGGACCAACUUAUUUUUAUUCAAAAUUGCGUAGUCAUUUCAAAUUCAAUUUUAAAAACGCAUUACAACAUUUAAUUUCGAGUUAUUAUUAUUUCUUUCAUAGUGCAAAAAACAACAAAAUCAACUCAACAAAUGUGUAAAGUCCUAUACUGGUGGAUUUGAGAAAUAAUGAACGGGACCGUGGAGCUAGCUCUGUGUUUUAUAGUCCUCUGUGUCCAGUCUAGUAAGUUGAUUCACACACAUAAUUGUCCUCGAGUUAUGUAUGUAAGGCUGUGUUCGAUGGGUGUGUCAAAGAGCGCGCAAAAUAAAAUUCCCAGAAGUUGGCACUGAACGGGAAUUUGCUAAAGUGCGUCACUUGAAAGCCUGUUGGUUCGCGUGGCUGUAGUAGAUGGGAGGUUCAGCCAGUGCCACUGCCAUUGUUUGCCGGGAUACUUAAUGGUAAUUGAUAUAAAUAGUUAACAUACUAAUAGUCCCAUAUUUAAUCAAUAACAAGACGGCAAUCAAAGGUGUUUUGGUUAGAAGGAUAGGGGUGGGGCAUGAUGUCCACUAAUUUAUAUUUAGAAAAAUACAUUAAGAAUACAUUGAGUCGGAUGUGUUUAGCAAAAAAAAAAAAAAAAAUACGUCAAUUUCCUAAGUCUUCGGCACUCAUCAAUGUAAGACAUUUUGUCAUCCGAAGUCAUUGAUUUGGUUAGAAGGAUAGGGGGGGGGCAUGAUGUCCACUAAUUUAUAUUUAGAAAAAUACAUUAAGAAUACAUUGAGUCGGAUGUGUUUAGCAAAAAAAAAAAAAAAAAAAUACGUCAAUUUCCUAAGUCUUCGGCACUCAUCAAUGUAAGACAUUUUGUCAUCCGAAGUCAUUGCUGUAAGUCAUUUAGUCAUCAGCAGUCAUCUCUGAAAGACACUUAGCUGAAGUAAUCAAGGCAAUGUAGAAUUUUAUAAAUGAACAAACUUACCGCCAUCUCGAUACCAAAACCCACAAACGGUAGCCAUAACACCAGGUAGCUAUAACAGCAGGUAGCCAUAACAGCAGGUAGCCAUAACAGCAGGUAGCCAUAAAACAAUAUCUCGGUUAUAGAUUCUUUUCAAUCGUGUAAUUCCAUUCUAGGAAGUAUAUUUUUAUCCAAACAUUUUUUUAAACAAUCAGGGGAAAACAACAAUAAAUAAACCACAAUCGGUGUUUAUGUAAAAAUUAAUUUAAAAAAAAAGAACAUUGAAGAAAGCCAACCUCCAGCACAUAUUAUCGUCUGACAGAAGUGGCAAAAUGUCAUCACAGCAUAUUUUAUCAUGUCACUGAAAUGGCAUAAUCCCAUCCCAACAUAUCACAGCAAUGGCAUAAUUAAUUUCGUGAUUCUGCCAUCUCACAGAAAUUGCCUAAUCUAACCUCUAAGCUCUCUCACUAUCUGUCAGAAGUGGCGUCACAAACCAUCAAAGCCUUUCAGUCCUACAUUGAGGAUCCCGCUUGCAGGAAGUAUGGAGUGGCCCGUGAGGGUGUUGACAUUGUCAAGUUCACCGCCAGACUUGAUGUCACUGACAACGUGGACCUCAAUUAUUGGCACCGUUUUAUGGUGAUGCACCUGACCGAUGACAACCCAUGGCUAUUAAGUGGGUCUAAGAUUGUAAGUGGUACAUACAUUUCAGGCAGCGAUAGCUGUUCUAAAGUGGUAAGUAAUACAUUGAUUUUAAGCAACCAUACCAAGUUGUUCUUAGAUGGUACGUAUAAAUAAAUUUCAGCCAAUCAUAACAAUUUGAUCAAAGAUGGUAAGUUGUAAAUACAUUUCAGUCAGUCACAGCAAGUUGGUCUAAGAUGGUAAGCUAUACAUACAUUUCAGUUAGUCAUAGCAAGUUGGUCUCAGAUGGUAAGUUGUACAUACAUUUCAGUCAGUCAUAGUAAGUUGGUCUAAGAUGGUAAUGGAACAUACAUUUCAGGCAGUAAUAGUAGUAUAGUAUGCGUGAAUGAAACCGCCUGCUUUACGCGCACUAUAUUUCUUGGCGCCUAAACUUUUGAAAGCGUCUAAGGCGCAAAGCCAAAUAAUGAUUAAUUGAGGCGCAAAGGAACAUAAGAACAUAUCAUUAGUGAAGGCGCCCCUGAAUGCGUAUGGAAGUGGAAAUUAAGGGUGAUAAUAAAUUAAUUAUCGUUUUUUAUUUUAAUUAAUAUUCUUACUUUGUUGUUAGAUGAUGAUUUAAAUUAAUUCCUUAAGUCUCUUGAAAGGUUAAAUAUGAAUUUCAAUUUAAUUAAUUGUACUGGCGAACGAUUCUAAAGUUCUAAAAUAAAAUUAUUGUGUGUGUAUUUCUAUCGACUCGUUCUCAACAUAUAUUAAAAUAGCUUUUUAAAAUUAAAUAUUUUAAAAUAGAUUGUUUAAUUAAAUGUUUUAAAAUACGGAUAAUUGUGUAGUUUUCAAUUGAUUUCAAUGAGUUAAUUUUAAAGUAUUCUUCUUAUUGUAUUUGUUAAAAAUUUAUUGUGAUUAAUUCACAAACUGGGGUUUGGUGUCAUCAUAACUUGUUUCAUAUGAACAAGAAAGUUUACAUGAUUAUUCCGACGUCUCCGAGAAAAAAUUCAGCCCCAAUGAAGUCGACCAACAACAUUUCCUACCAUCCCACACACACACACAGCCAUUCACUAGUGUUCUUUCCUCUCGUAGGGUCCCUUUGGAACAGGAGCCUAUCAGUUUUGACUUGAGACCUACGUAAUUAGUUUCUGGGAAGCGUGAGGGAUGGGGGUGGAGAAAUUUGGGUGCUGAAGACAGUCGCGUGGUUAUUUCCUCAUCUGCAGAUGAAACUACAAGUGAGGGAAGAUCUGCAAGUAUGAGAGAGGAAGAUGAAGAAGCCCUACUUAAAAAUUGGACAAUUCUUGUAGUAACCUAGUUCCGCAUUACAUACUCACUGCUAUGGAAGAUUUUAACGCCAACUAUGAGGUGGAGAUUUUGGGUCAUAAGAUAAGAAACCAAUGUGAACUAUUCUUGAGGAAACUGUUAAACUCGGGCUCAGGUCGAGCGUUUCAACACUUUGUUGAAGUCUUAGAAACUGAUCUUAAAUGUAUACUUACGAAGCAGUAUGAUAAGGUGGAGGCAAUGAGCCAUAGUUGACAUGUCUUACAAUCUAAAUAUGUGUGUUCCCACCGUGGAGAAGGUCUACUUAAAAAUAUAUCAGAAACAAUAUUUCAUGGCUAUACAUGACAAAGAACAGCAUUACCUUAGACUCACCGUAUGCCAAGCUUAAAGAUUACGGUGCCAAUUCGUUAUAAUUUAUGUAGGAAAAUGUUGUUGGUCGACUUUAUUGUGGGUGAAAUGCUUCUUGGGGACGUCGGAAUAAUUUCACUCAUUAAUGUCUUUUAGUUCAAUAAUGUUUAGGUAAUAUAUAAAUGAAAUUAUGUGAUAUUGAAAAUGUAAAUAAUGCAUGAUUAAGAAACACAAGUCCUAUGAAACUAAAAAAAAUAUAGAUCUUUGUUUUAUGAUCACUAGUACUGACUUUGUGUUGACCGGUAAGAAUUUCACAAGAGUUCAUUAGAUAUAAAUGGAAGGACAUGUUGACACUCUACUGCGAAACCUGAUCACCUUUUGGUAUCACCAAGGCUUUUCGUCCCUAACGGUACCAACAAUGGGCAUAAACAAAACUAAGGAAAUUCUUUCAGAACUUUAUGAAGAAUCAUAUAGACUUUCUUGUUCAUAUGAAACACGACCGGGGUACAUUUGUUUUGCCAAAUGUGCGAUCUUUGACCCCGUCUCAGGUUGUUUUUGAACAGCACUAUUUCAUGUGAAUAUAGGUUGCCUGUUCUUUGUUCUUUAUUUUUUCCCGAACAUAUUUUGGACUAUGUACAAACGUAUGAUGUCGCGGUGGUAAAUAAUUUAAUGAUCCGAUCAUUUGUUUGGCUCAUCAAGUCGAUUAUGACUACUAAUCAGCGCUGCCUCCUCUCGCCUACCGACGCUUGAUCCACGUCAGGAAACCCAAUACUCGGAUACCUUUCAUCAUCACGUAUAUCGGUUGCCAUUCCCCAUAACACUCUAGAAUCUCCUCGCGAGUUGGGGACGACCAUUUCUGGUAGAUGAACCCAACAUCUUUUCCUUCUCCUGCCCCGGAGUCGUCCUCACCUCAGAAAAAACCUACCCCUCCGCCCCCCUCUCUGUGUGACUCGGAGUCAUCAUCCUCGUCCAUCCGACUCGGAGUCUUCCUCAGACAAAUCGCUUUUGUCUUGGAAGAAUUAUAUAGUGGAAAUAAAAACUUUAUUUAAACUUUACGAAACCUCUCUGUUCUGUAUGUAAAUAUAUGUUGUAUUUAAUUAAGAAAACCAGAAUGUUGAAUAUAUUGAGCGUGGGCCCUCAAAUUAUAGAGAUAAAUUGUAUGAAAAGAGAACCACUGAAACAAGACAACCCACUAGCAAGACAUACUUUAUGAAUGUUGUCACGUCACUGGUUUAUAAUAACUCUUAAAUACUAAAUUCUUGAGAAAAAAACUGUGCUUGCCUCAGAACUGUUAUACAAAUAAUGUAAAAAAAAAAUUAUUAAAAUGUAUGACACCUGUUGCCUUGUAUAUAUUAUGGUGUAGUAUACAAACUUUUAGCCUUACACUAAAGAGCAGGUUAUUGUUAUUAUGUUAGUUCCAACUUCCCUCGAUAAUCAACAGUAGAGCAAAAUUUGUGUUAUGUGUCACUCUUAAGAGCCUCGUUGUGACACACACGAAACGCCAAAAGACGACGAACUAAGAUGUACAAUAGCUAGGAUACUACACACACAAUAAGAAGCAGAACUAGAGAACCAUUCGCUAAUAAAAAUCAACUAAUUUACAAUUCAUAAUUAAACCCCUCAAGAGACUUUAUUAAAUAAUUUUUAAAAAGAACAACAUGUCAUGCAACACGAUUUAUUACGAAAUUAAUUUGAAUCAUCAUCUAACAACAAAGUAAGAAUAUUAAUUAAAAUAAUAAAAAGAUAAUUAAUUUAUUAUCACCCUUAAUUUCCACUUCCAUACGCAUUCAGGCGUGCCUUCACUAAUUCUUAUGAUCCUUUGCGCCUGAAUUAAUCAUUAUUUGGCUUUGCGCCUUAGACGCUUUUAAAAAAAUUAGGCGCUAAGAAAUAUUGUCUAGUGCGCCUGAAGGAGGCGGUUCCAUUCCUACAUACUUUCUACUGUCAUAGAAAGGUGGCCUAAGAAGGUAAGAGGUACAUAUAUUUUAUUCAGUCAUAGCAAGAUUGUCCACAAUGGUAGGUGGUAAAAUUUUCGCAAAUGAACUUUAACAACAGAAUGUUGCUUGAAGGAAAAUUGUUUUGACUUUGAAAGGAAGUUCGUUAAAAUAGAAAAAUUGGUGCGAAAAAUGAUAAACAUGAAUUAAAUAGUUGACAUUUCCCCCAUUUUCCACCUCAACAUUUCUUUAAAUAAAUAGUUAAAUAAAUAAAUAUCUUUAGAAGUAAUGUAAUUUUGGCCAAUCUUUGGCUGGAAAACAAGUUUACGUUCUAACAGAUUUUCUUCGAACAAUUUUACUUCAAACAAAUCUAGUUCAUAAAUAAUUCUGGAUUUGGAAAAAUUUAACUGAGACUUUGCUGAAUGAAUAUUUUAAAACAACGUAACAUGUCUUACGUCCUUUGCAUCGCAUUUUAAUUGAGUCACUGGAACAUUACAAUUGGAGAGUCACUAGGUCAUUAAAAUUUUUAACUUUUCAAAUCUAACCGAUAAAUAAAUAUUUAUAAAUUUAAAAAAAAAAAAAAAUGCUUUGUUGUCUUUUAGUCAUGCACUUUCUUUGUAAAUCUGUCAACAUCAUAUGAAGGAGAAGGAACCUCUUACUGGAUAUUAACAUGCUGAUGAUCCAUGAAAGGAAAUAACUUUGUAUCCAGUGGCGUAGCCUGGGUUAGUGCCACACGGGCCGGACGAGGCUUUUAGCGUCCCCUCCUUCCUAAACUUACACGAAAAUGCCACCCCUCUGUAUAAAGUCCCCCCAAAAAUGCCUCCCUGGGAGGCAGCCGCCCCUGUGGCCCCGGUCAGUGGGUGUAUAAUUCGCAAACGCCCUUUUUCAGGUUGCCAACAUACUAUUGGGCGCUUGCAACGACUUUGUUCUGGAGAAGAGGAAGACGCCGGUUGAGUCUCAGACAUGCUCCAGAGACCCCCGGAACAAGCACUGGCUGAAUGUCGACAUAGCCACCUGGACCACGGCAAAAUUCAACAUGACGAAAUUAACCGGCCUGUGGUACAACCGGCAUCUGAAAUACGUCAGGGCGAACAUCGUGAUCAGAUAUCCCAUAGUCAUCGGUAGGUCAAACGGCUGGUCUGUGGUGAGACGGGAAUAUUGGUUACUUAAAAAUAGGUAUUCUGACCAGACAUCCCAGGGUUUUAAGUAUAGUCGAAAUAUUUGGCAUGAAACGGGAAGUCAAACAUAGGUCAAACAGUUGGUCUGUUAUGUGGCACUCAUAAAGUCAGUCAUUGUGAUAAGACAUCGAAGGUUUAAAGUAGGUCGAAAUGGUUGGCAUAAGACGUGAAGUCAAACGUACUUAUCCGAUAUAUCAGAGUACCGAAUAUAAUCGAGUAUUGGUCAAACUCUUUUAAACCCAAAAUAUCCAUGAAACCAUGACCAGAAUAAAUGACUUGGUAAUUACCGUAUAUACUCUUGUAUACGUCACAUUCUUUUAAAACAAAAAAAAAUCGGUUAAAAAUUAGGGGUACGACCUAUCCAAACGAGAUAAAUGUCACUUACUGUGGCGGUGUUGAGUUGUCAUUGAUAUGAAAUUGGAGAGUUGUUGUUUCCCUUGUUUUGCUUACUUACACUAGAGCAGAGGAAAAUCUAUUUAAAAAAAAAAAAAAUGUUAAAGGUCACGUUAUUUUUGACGACUGCCUUUCGGUUUUCAAGUUUUUAUUGAAACAUUUUUUUUAAAGUCCUCUAAUACGAGGUAGGACCUAUCUGUAGGUCAGCCACAAAUAUCCCCUUUGUCAACUCCAAACUUAGGGUGUGACCUAUCUGUAGGUCAGCCACAAAUAUCCCCUUUGUCAACUCCAAACUUAGGGAGUGACCUAUCUGUAGGUCAACCACAAGUACCCACUUUGUCAACUUCAAACUUAGGGUGUGAUCCAUUCAUUACUGUGACCUAUCGCGUGUACUAUAUGUUACUAAGCAAGUCAAGUAGCUGGCCGUGUACAACGGAAAUAUUUGGAGUUCAGUAAAAAGAAGAUGUUUUAUUACUAAAGUUACGAUUUUACAUUUACUUUCGUUCGUUUCAAGGGGUGAUGAGUGGACUACUCUUGUUACCCUUUCAUUCAUCACUCCCAUUGCUAGUGGACUACUCUUGUUACCCUUUCAUUCAUCACUCCCAUUGCUAGUGGGCUACUUUUGUUACCCUUUCAUUCAUCACUCCCAUUGCUAGUGGACUACUCUUGUUACCCUUUUAUUCAUCACUCCCAUUGCUAGUGGACUACUCUUGUUACCCUUUCAUUCAUCACUCCCAUUGUAAGUGGACUACUCUUGUUACCCUUUCAUUCAUCACUCUCAUUGCUAGUGGACUACUCUUGUUACCCUUUCAUUCAUCACUCCCAUUGCUAGUGGACUACUCUUGUUACCCUUUCAUUCAUCACUCUCAUUGCUAGUGGACUACUCUUGUUACCCUUUCAUUCAUCACUCCCAUUGUAAGUGGACUACUCUUGUUACCCUUUCAUUCAUCACUCCCAUUGCUAGUGGACUAUUCUUGUUACCCUUUCAUUCAUCACUCCCAUUGCUAGUGGACUACUCUUGUUACCCUUUCAUUCAUCACUCCCAUUGCUAGUGGGCUACUCUUGUUACCCUUUCAUUCAUCACUCCCAUUGCUAGUGGACUACUCUUGUUACCCUUUCAUUCAUCACUCCCAUUGCUAAAGAGCCCAUCUAUUUUGAGCCACUUCCAUUUAUUACCUAUUACCUUAGAGGUCCUCAACUGAUGUCCACGAGGACAGAAAAUAAAUUACCUAUGUUCGUAAACAUAAUGUAGUUGAAAAAAUAUUCCAUAUUGGGAUUUUAAAAUUUAAAUUCUAGAGUUUGUUAUGGAAAAAGAUGUUUUUAAAAAAAAUAAAAUAACUUCUCAAUUUUGCUUUCGAAAUGACAUUUUUAAAUUUUAAUUUCUAGAUUUUUUGCUGUAGAAAUGAAAUAUUUAGAAUUAAAUUCUAGAAAUUUCUGUAUAAAAGACAUUUUUUAAAUUCUAGACUUUGCUGUAGAAAUGACAUUUUAAGAUAUAAAUAAAAGAGGAUAUUUUUUACCAUCUGACUGACCCCUGUUAUUAUCGAAACUAAAAAUUAAUAGUAAACAACUGAUACAAAUGAAUGUUAUUUUUAUGGAACUUUCUGCGAUGGACAAUUUUUCGUUUUUAAUUUUUUUUGUACUCUUUAUACUUACUAUCGACCCGAUUAGCUAUCAAUAUUUUUUAAAAAUAAUAUAUUUGUCAACGAUAGAACAACGGAUGAAAAAUAUGCCUUAAAUUGAUACGUUAUAAAGAUAGAUUGUAUUUUUAUUUUACUCAUUUGACCAAGAAAUAAUUGCAGAAUUUUAUUAUUAUUAUUAUUUAAAAUUUUUGUUGAAAGUAUAGAUUUUAAAAAAAAAAUAUUCCAUUGGAACAAAUAACUGUCAAGCAAAUUUCAUUUCGAAUAAACUUACGUUCGGACAACAUUCUUUCAUACAAAAAUUGUAUUGCACCAAUGGGUUUCUUACAAACUUUCCGGUGACCCAAUUAUUUCAUGUCUGUCAGAAGCUGCCAAGGAAACUCUGAUGGUGGACAGCGACAUCAUGCCCGGCAAGAGCUUCCUCGUCAGCGUCGGAUCAAACGCCGUGCUCAAGUACUGCGUGACGCGAGCGGACAGGCGCAUCACGACCUUCGGUUACGGCGGCACGCUGUUGCGCCAGGAGGAGGAGGACGCCGACAAUCAGUGCCUGUCCAUCACCAUCAAGGUCACCACGAGUGAUCUGUACAGGCAAGCGUACAUGAGCUUCGGUGAGGUCCAAGGCACGUGCUUGAUGUUCUGCACGUCGUCUGCCAACCUGUUACAAGGUACGACACGUGAAAAUGGAUCGUUUAACUUAACCGUUUAAAACGGAUGUGCGCCUAAAGGUGCGCGGCUAAAGGUGUGUGGCUAAAGUAUCGCGGUUAAAGGCGCGCGGCUAAAAGUGUACGGCUAAGGGUGGUCAGCGUCAGGUGUACUGCUAAGUUAUUUCCAUAAGUCAUUUCCGAAUAGACCUUACCUUCAAACUGGUAUGGGAUGUGGAUGCUAUUACAGUCUCUCGAUUGGGUCUGACAGUAAACACGACAAAUCCGAUAUGGUUUCUACGAAGUAUAGAAAGGUUCUUCGGUAAAUUAUGUUUAGUUUGUCAGGUAAAUUAGGCUUUUGUGGAAAAAUAAAACUAAAAUAAAUGACCUUCGGCUUAAGUACUAAGUUUCACUAGGGAGCUGAAAUAUGUGUCUAACAACCUCUCAUUACUGACAACCACACAAUUCUGUCAGCCACUCAAUAUUGACUAAAGAUUUUCUCUUACUUUUCAAACGGCAUGCCUUAUUAUAUUGACGACAUAGAAAUAAACAUGCUAGUCUUUCAAUUCACACCAGUGCUCAACACGAUAUUUCAAUUUAAAAAAAAAAAAUCUAUUAAAUUACAUUAUUGCUAUCAUUCAUGUGUUUCCGAGAGUCAUCAUAUAAAUUAUUUCCAAACUUUAUAACAAAAAAUAUAUAUAUAUAUAACUGAAAAAACCCACUAUUUUAUAAUAAAAUAAUAUUUAUUGAAACGGCUGCCUGCCUCCCCCCCCCCCAACCCUAUUCAACAUCUUCUACCAAUAGAUAAACAAGGCGGUAUUAUUUGUAUCUUAUGCAAGUUAUACUCACUGUUAAUAAACUCACAGGUGAAAUUAAUAGAUAACAUUCACGAAUAAUAACAUAUCUCAAUUAACGGUUCGUAGAACAAAUUUUAAUGAUGUUCUAUAGAACAAUCACUUCUUUACUGAUUUGAUACCAUUUUUUUUUUUAUUUGAACCUUAAAAAUAAUUUUUGUGUUCAUUCUUUUUCUUAUAAAAAAAUCACGGCCGCCAUGUCUGUGUAAAAUGUUUGUGUAAAAUGUCUGUGUAAAAUUUCUGUGUAAAAUGUCUGUCCACUGUUAUUUUUAACAUUUUGUUUCAUUUAGCUAUGAAGAGCAAACUCGGGUCACAGUCCAGUGCGAGAGGAUCACCGGGAACUUCCCUGGGUAAGAAACUCGUUUUACUAUCUGCCAGGUGUAUUUAUAUUUUUUGUUAUUUUUUUUUUUUUUUGUGGCGGUGGCGGUGGCGGUGGUGAUGGUGGUGGGGGGGUUGGUGGGGGUGGGGGUGGGGGUGGUGGCGAGGUGGUGGUGGUGGGGCCUCGUCGAAGUGGUCAGGAGCUAACCCCAAUGCCUAUAAUUAAAUUGAAAUGGUAGGAACAUAAAUCAAAUGUUAAACUCCAUUUUAACCCCCAUUUUAACCCCAAAUAUAACCACAAUUGUAACCUUUAAUUUGUCCUCCGUGUUAAAUACACUUUUAAACACCCCCUUUUUAAGCACAAUUUUUAACCCAAUUUUAACACCCCCCCCCCAACCACCGUUUAAACAAGAUUUUAACCUCUAUUUAAAACCCACGUUUACCUCCAUUUAAACACCAUUUUAAAAACAAUUUUUUUCUCAAACCCACUUCAUUGUAUUACAAAAUCCCGAACAUGUGUUUUCUCUUCUUUCAGACCUCGUCUUAAGCUUCCUCAUUUUAGCAAUGGCUGUGCCAUGAUUUGUCCAACAUUGGAUGGGCCAAUCACUAUGUAUAGCUGUAGUUCGCCAUUCAUCGUGCUGCCAUUAUUUAAAAGCGUCCAAAUUAAUGUCAUGACGUGAACGGAAAAACUCGCACAUCUUCUCA